AUUCAUGCUAGAGAAAAAGCUAGUGAUGCUGUUGCUGCUGAGGCUACAGCUGCAGAAAGAAGAAAAAAUAAUGCAAACAAAGAAGCAGCAGAGGAGAUAAGAAGAAGGGCUAUGGAAAACCUAUCCGAAACCAGGAAGCGAAAGGAAAGCAAGCAAGGUGGUUAGAAAAAAGUUAGGAAAGGAGGAGAUUCUACUUUAGAGUUUCUAAGAGAAAAGGGGGAGAAAGAAAGAAAAUUAAGAGAGGAAAGCUUACAAUUGGAAAGAGAGAAAAAAGAAAUACAAAGGCUGCAAUUACAGAAUGAGAAAGAAAGUCAACAGCAAUUCAUGGAGAAACAAAAUCAGUUGCUGCAAAACAUGAUUGAAUUGCAAAGGCAACAAAACCAGCAAAUUCAAGCAAAUCAAAUGUUACUGGUUCAACAACAAUCACAAGCCCUAGUAGCUCUUUUAUCAAAAAUUGCUGACAAAUAAACUAAUCAUGUUUUUUUUAACAAAAAUUGC
Molecule: messenger RNA, 498 nt
Organism: Xenia sp. Carnegie-2017
Lineage: Eukaryota; Metazoa; Cnidaria; Anthozoa; Malacalcyonacea; Xeniidae
Product: reticulocyte-binding protein homolog 2a-like
Source: RefSeq, a predicted model, not a curated record